This is a messenger RNA of Parasteatoda tepidariorum (common house spider), 2081 nucleotides long. Lineage: Eukaryota; Metazoa; Arthropoda; Arachnida; Araneae; Theridiidae. The record is from RefSeq and is a predicted model, not a curated record.
CACAUUAAAUAAUAUAUUUAGCACUUACUUGCUCUAAAUACACUAUUUUUUUAAAAUAAAUAUAGGGUGUAAAAAGAUGGAAAAUGAACCUAGUCCUCUCGAAAAUAUUGUGAAAGUAAUUCUUUAUUAGAAUUUUAUUUAUUAUUAUUAUUAUGAGGUUUUUAAACUGUUUAUCUUUAUUGUGUGCUAAAACUUUAUCUUAUUCUGUGCGAGUACAAUGUAUGUAUUUACAUAACACCAUGUUGAAGCACAGCAUCAAUUCUUUAAACCUUCUCAAAUUGCAACAUUUGUGCAGGGAACAUUAUGGUAGAAUUCAUUUUUCGAUCGGCUUGUGUGCAAAAUCUUUUCGCGAGACAGAAAAUGAAUACGCUCAUGAGGUAUUGCAGACGAUUCCUGCAUACGCCAAAUCGACAGUCAAACAACCAGUUGCAUUCGGCGUGAGUGAUUAUUCAGAAGGCAAUAAAGAACUCUCUGAAUUCGCAAAGGUAACUAUGCAUUGCAUGUCUCUAAACAUUAACUUAGAAGAGGGUCCUUUUUCUUUACCAGUGUUAAAUCUAAUCAAACGUCUUCCUAGUUUAUCAGAUGAAAACCUUUUAAAAUGCCUUUUUUUGUUGUGUUGCUUGCCUCCUACUCCCAAAACAUGGACGCCCAAUUUCAAAGCUCUCUGGAACAGUUUGGAUUCUGAGUGCGUCAAGAGAUUGCCAACUUGGAGUACAUCUCAAAAACUGUUAGUGGCUGACUAUUGGUUUCAUUUGAGACUGAAUAGGAUAUCGCAGUAUAAUAGGAACAUGAUAGACAACCUACUGCAGAGACUGAGCGGUUUGACCGAUGCCGAGAUGGUGCAGCUCAUGUUUUACAUCAAUCUGCAGAGGGAGCUGCGACUCGAUUCUUCGGAAUCUUUGAAAGUGAGGCUUGUACCAGUGGUGAAAAAUAUUUCCAUCGACGAGUUGGGAAUCGUCUGCUUGGGUUUCUUCAAGACUAAAAAUAAACUGAAUGACAUUUCUGUCAUAAAAAUUAUAAUCGAAAGAUUCAUUGACGAAAUCGAAGUGGCUAAAAAUUUGACGCUCGUAUCGUUGCUGAAGUUUUUAAAAAAAAGCAUCCAACUCUCUUAUACAGAGAUGUACAUACCCUUGCUACACAAAUGUACAGCUUACACGUGUCGAUGGGACGUCCACACGUGUAUCCAUUUAGCUCUCUUGGCGUCUGAAUGCCACGUUUAUCAUCCACUACUCUUAGAUUCUAUAGUGGAAAGAUUAUGCUCCACUAUCGAACGUGCACGUCUGAAAGACAUGAUGAAAUUGUUACAGUGUCUGUCCCAUUUCAACCACCACCCCCCACAAAAAUUCAACUCGUUGCUUUUUUCCGAAAUACGGAAAGAAUCCAGACGAGACGAAAUAGCACAUCAGCCUAGAAUUUUAAUAUACAUAGCACUGUAUUACUCUUAUGUCGGUCAUUAUAACCACACGCUUCUGAAUGUCGUUCUGGACUCUGAUUUUGCGCAGAAAUGCAUCUUGGCUUUUCCAGAAACGGAAUUGACGUUUGCAGAGGUGGACUGCUGUACGGAAAUCGAAUGCAAGGAUUACACUGGGAACAGAUUGGGUAGACAUUUCUGGACUGUUCUGGAAAAACGAAGGGGGAGUGUCGACGUGAAAAAGCAAAACGCCUUCACCCGGCUUCUCGGGGAAACACUCUCUGCAUUUACGUCGAAAGAAAAUAUCGAGGUGAAGCAUACAUUGCCCCACAUGUUUUCACCCGACAUAGUUAUUCGGGUGUCUGGUGAUCAGAAGUCAUGUGACAAAGAUAUUUUAUUUUCCCCACCAAAAGAAGAAAAAUGGGCAUGCCUCGUGAUGGGAGUUCCGUAUUCGUUUGCCUACCGUUCGAGGCACCGAACGGGCGUGACGGCAAUGAAGAUGAGACAACUUGAAAAACUGGGUUAUAAGGCAAUAUUGAUACCACAUUACGAACUUCCUCGAGAUAUCGAAAGGAGAAAGAAAUAUUUAGAGAGAAAGUUGAGAUGUAUAGGAGUUUGUUGCAAUCUUUUUUAAUGAUGUUAUAAAAAUAAAGGACAUCACAUUGUUUCA